Messenger RNA from Solanum lycopersicum (tomato), 624 nucleotides. Its product is annotated as histone H3.2. The record is from RefSeq and is a predicted model, not a curated record. Gene Ontology annotation, cellular component: nucleosome; nucleus. Gene Ontology annotation, molecular function: protein heterodimerization activity; structural constituent of chromatin; DNA binding. Lineage: Eukaryota; Viridiplantae; Streptophyta; Magnoliopsida; Solanales; Solanaceae.
AUUUUCCCCAAAUUAUUCAAAUCAAAAUCUCAUAUCAUAAACCCUAAAUCAGUUGAAACUUGAGAUUAAUCGAUGGCUCGUACAAAGCAAACUGCCCGUAAAUCAACUGGAGGCAAAGCUCCAAGGAAGCAACUGGCGACCAAAGCUGCUAGGAAAUCUGCUCCGGCAACCGGAGGAGUGAAGAAGCCACACAGAUUCAGACCAGGUACCGUGGCACUGAGAGAGAUCCGGAAGUAUCAGAAAUCGACUGAGCUUCUGAUCAGGAAGCUUCCGUUCCAGCGGUUGGUUCGUGAGAUUGCUCAGGAUUUUAAGACUGAUCUCCGUUUCCAGAGCUCUGCUGUUGCUGCGCUACAGGAAGCAGCUGAAGCGUAUCUCGUUGGGUUGUUUGAGGAUACUAACCUUUGUGCAAUUCAUGCUAAGAGGGUUACCAUUAUGCCAAAAGAUAUUCAGCUUGCCAGGAGAAUUAGGGGCGAAAGGGCUUAAAAUGUAGUAGUGAUUUGAGUAUAUAGUGGUGGUGUUUUUCUGUGUUUUGAACCUUUUAUGUUUUGAUUUGGAAUUUUCUCAAUUCUGAAUAUGUUUCAAGUCUAUUCUAAUGAAAUAUCACUCAUUGUGUUCAGUUGACUA